Populus trichocarpa (black cottonwood) is the source of this 2413-nucleotide messenger RNA. Its product is annotated as putative pentatricopeptide repeat-containing protein At5g52630. The transcript has 2 exons. Gene Ontology annotation, biological process: RNA modification. The coding region runs from base 88 to 1971 and encodes 627 amino acids. Lineage: Eukaryota; Viridiplantae; Streptophyta; Magnoliopsida; Malpighiales; Salicaceae. The record is from RefSeq and is a predicted model, not a curated record. Gene Ontology annotation, molecular function: protein binding; zinc ion binding; RNA binding.
ACCUGCACCUGACUACCAUAUAAACUUACAAAAACCAAGUUUGAAACCCAGGGGCAGAGUAACGAACCCUCCCUCCCUCCCUCUCCGAUGCUUCAGCAUGCCCCUAAAAGACCACUGUAUGUGCCCUUACAAAAUAUCUUAACAAAAUCCCAGCACCAAAAUCCAAUAAUAAAAACCCAAUCUUUGUCUCAAGAAGGCACCAUAACCCCACAAAAUCCACCAAACCGAUUUUGUUCUGAAAAGAAGUAUGGGCACAUAUGUGACCUCCUUUUGUCACAAACUCGCUCAAGGUCUCUGUUAAAGGGCCAACAAAUUCAUGCCCAUAUAAUAAAAUCUGGCCUACAAGUAAUCCCUCUCGUUUGCCAUUACCUUAUCAACUUUUAUUCGAAGACACAGCUGCCCCUUCUUUCCAGCCAAGUUUUCGAAGAGAGUGAAAGAAAAUCAUCGACUACUUGGAGCUCUGUUAUAUCCUCAUUUGCACAGAAUGAGGAACCGGUGCUUGCCAUUCAGUACUUUUGUCGGAUGAUUGGCGAAAAUCUAUGCCCUGAUGAUCAUAUCUUUCCCAGUGCUACUAAAGCGUGUGCGAUUUUGGGGAGAUGUGAUGUUGGGAAAUCUGUGCAUUGUCUGGUUAUUAAAACUGGGUAUGAUGUUGAUGUGUUUGUUGGGAGUUCUUUGGUUGAUAUGUAUGCCAAGUGUGGGGAUAUUAAGGAAGCGAGGAAUGUGUUUGAUGAAAUGCCGCAUAGGAAUGUGGUUUCUUGGAGUGGGAUGAUUUAUGGGUAUACUCAAUUGGGUGAACAUGAGGAGGCUAUGAGGUUGUUUAAAGAGGCUUUAUUAGAAGGUUUAGAUGUGAAUGAUUUUACGCUUUCAAGUGUAAUUAGGGUGUGUGGUAGUGCUACAUUGCUUGAACUUGGGAAGCAAAUACAUGGGUUGUGUUUCAAAACGAGUUAUGAUUUGUCGGGUUUCGUAGGUAGUUCUUUGAUUUCCUUGUAUUCGAAGUGUGGUCUUAUUGAAGGAGCUUAUAGGGUUUUUGAUGAGGUGCCUAUUAAGAAUCUUGGAAUGUGGAAUGCUAUGCUGAUCGCUUGUGCUCAACAUGCACAUACGAAGGAAGCAUUUGAUUUGUUUACGAAGAUGGAAAAUGCUGGGAUGAGACCAAAUUUUAUUACCUUUUUAUGUGUGCUUUACGCUUGUAGCCAUGCAGGGUUAGUUGAAGAAGGAAAGAAAUAUUUUGCACUCAUGAAGAAGUAUGAGAUUGAGCCAGGGACCCAACAUUAUGCUUCUAUGGUGGACUUACUUGGCCGUGCUGGAAAAUUGCAGGAAGCACUUUCGGUUAUCAAGGGAAUGCCUACAGAACCAACAGAAUCUGUGUGGGGAGCUUUCAUAACAGGGUGUCGCAUUCAUGGGAACACUGACUUGGCAGCCUUUGCAGCUGAUAAAGUCUUUGAGUUGGGUGCUGUAAGUUCAGGUUUGCAUGUGAUGUUAUCGAAUGCUUAUGCAGCUGCUGGAAGGUAUGAGGAUGCAGCCAAAGCUAGAAAGAUGCUUAGGGACCGAGGGGUGAAGAAGGAAACUGGAUUGAGUUGGAUCGAGGAGGGAAAUAGAGUUCACAAAUUUGCAGCAGGGGAUAGGUUUCAUGUCAGAAUGAAAGAAAUUUACCAGAAAUUGGAGGACUUGGGAGAGGAAAUGGAGAGAGCUGGUUAUGUUGCAGACACAAGUUUUGUGCUGCGAGAGGUGGGUAGUGAAGAGAAAAACCAGACCAUUAGGUACCAUAGUGAAAGACUGGCCAUUGCAUUUGGGCUCAUUUCCAUCCCACUUGGCAGGCCAAUCAGGAUUAUGAAGAACUUGCGAGUUUGCGGUGAUUGUCAUAAUGCAAUCAAGUUUAUUUCCAAACUCUCUGGGAGAGUAAUCAUUGUGAGAGAUAACAACCGGUUCCAUCGUUUUGAAGAUGGAAAAUGCUCUUGUGCUGACUAUUGGUGACUGAAUUGUAAGAGAUUCGUUUGGCCUUACUAGAAUGUAUUUCACAUGUAACCAUUUGGAAGACAACAAAACAAGGUGAAGAUACAUAAAAGGCACCUAAAGGUGCUCCUUUUGGCAGGAGGAAGCCCUUUUUCUGUCAUUAACCUAGUCUGCGGGCUUGGAGUCGAGGAGCAGGAACUCUGGUUUAUUAAGCGAUUGAAAAGAGGUGUUACGUUUCUGAUUCCUCAUCCUACCAGGGGUGAUCCACUGGUGUGUGAUGGUACAAGCAGAAGCAAUGCGGCACUGCUUUGUUGUCUAUUUAGACAGUGUUCGUUACUGAUUCGAGAUGAAAAGAGAUGGAAAUGAUUGGAACAGAGAAGAUAGGUUUUCUUGUAUAUAUCUCAAACAAUUCCAGAAAUAGAUUUAUUUUUAUUUCCCAAAUAAAAUCUGUAUUUAUCUCUUU